AUGUCCGCUGGGUUCGCCAUGUAUGGCGUGGGAAUACUGGCGGCAAGUGCAGUAGCUAUGGCCGUCUCUGCCUGUUUUAAUAGUCUAUAUCCGAAUCCAACGUUUGGGGAGAAGGACAUCUUGCGGAGGAUUGUCUUAAUGCUGGGAACCGUUCCGGCGGGUGUGACAUUUUACUGGCGAAUGAAAGUUCCGGAGACCCCUCGUUUCACGGCGCUUGUGGCUAGAGACGUCGACAAGGCGGCGGCAGACAUGUCAAAAAUUAUGGGCAUAAGCAUUAAUGAAUAUGAAGCAGAUGUUUCAAGGAUCCGCACCAGGAGGCCCUCUUUUGGGUUGUUUUCCAAGGCUUUUAUGAAAUCUCACGGAAAACACUUGGUGGGAACAAUGUCAUGCUGGUUUUUCUUAGACAUUGCAUUCUACGGCUGCAAUUUGUUUCUGAAAGAUCUAUAUAAAGCAGUCGGAUUGUUUGAGAAGUCGGAGGUGUACAAAAAUCCGGUGGAUGAAGUUUUCGACAUAGCAAGAGCGCAGGCGUUGAUUACUUUAUGUGGGACUCUGCCCGGGUGCUUGGCCAACGUUUUGCUUAUAGACCGUCUUGGGAGGUUAAAAAUCCAGCUAGUUGGGUUUUUACUUAUGUCGAUAUUGAUAAUAGCCAUGGCAGUUCCUCUCGAGACAUACUGGCUUCGCCCAACGCAUAGACAUGGCUUUCUAUGCAUAUAUUCAUUGACGUUUUUCUUCACGACGUUUCGACCCAGCAGUACGACCUUCAUCGUGCCGGCGAAGUUGUUCCCUGCUCGCCUGCGAUCGACCUGCCAUGGGCUGUCUGCUGCAGCAGGAAAAGUAGGCGCCAUGAUUGGAACGUUUGGGUUCUUGUUAGCAGGUAAUCAGAGAGGGAUAGGUGUAAGGAAUACCCUUGUCCUCCUUGCAGUUGGAAGCUUUUUGGGUUUUAUUGUGCACAUUUCUGAUUCCGGAAACGAUGGGAAGAUCGUUAGAAGAAAAUGA
Messenger RNA from Cryptomeria japonica (Japanese cedar), 996 nucleotides. RefSeq names its product low affinity inorganic phosphate transporter 3-like. Gene Ontology annotation, biological process: transmembrane transport. The record is from RefSeq and is a predicted model, not a curated record. The transcript has a single exon. Gene Ontology annotation, cellular component: membrane. Gene Ontology annotation, molecular function: transmembrane transporter activity. Lineage: Eukaryota; Viridiplantae; Streptophyta; Pinopsida; Cupressales; Cupressaceae. Bases 1 to 996 code for a protein of 331 amino acids.